This is a messenger RNA of Saccostrea echinata, 1631 nucleotides long. Its product is annotated as jmjC domain-containing protein E-like. Lineage: Eukaryota; Metazoa; Mollusca; Bivalvia; Ostreida; Ostreidae. The record is from RefSeq and is a predicted model, not a curated record. Gene Ontology annotation, molecular function: 2-oxoglutarate-dependent dioxygenase activity.
AUGAAACGUCGGUUUAAGAAAUCGACAUUCAUUCAGGUCACAUUCAUGCUAUUGUGCAUCUUUACUCUGAUUUCUAGUGUGAAACUAUCAGGAUGCCUCUCGCUAGAUUUUGUUUUAAGGAGAGCAAAGUCUUCAUGUAUAGUUGCCUAUGCAACUGAUGGUUGCAGUGUUGCUGAUCUAUCUAAAGAGUAUAAACAUUUUCAGUAUCUGAAAAACCUGCUGAUAAACAAUGAUCAAGGAAUCCUGGUUGGAUUUGUUGAUAUAAAUGACGCAUGGCCCGACGGGAGUGAAAUUACUGGAAAGUAUGAUGUCACUAUUAACAUUGGGGAUGUAGUGUUGUUCGAGAAAAUUACGAAGGAUAGACAGGAAUUAUAUCCUACUGUGCAACCUCAAAGUAUCGAUCCUUUUGUUCAUAAAAACGUAUACAGCAUCGCAGAGCUGAUAGACUUUAUAAACAAGGGUUGUUAUACGUAUCUUAAUACUACUGGUGGUUUGUCCAAACAAGGCCUUCAUCGUAAGGAAAUUCUGCAAUCGAAAUUUUACGUUAAAAAUGUUUCUUAUGUCCAAUCCAAAGAUGUAUUUUUGCAAAAGUGUUCUGAAAAUGAUCAAGUUUGUUUUUCUGAUCGUAAUUUGCAUGUUCAUGAUAUCCCAAGACUUCCCGAAUGCGAGAAAAUCCACCUACCAACACGUGAUGAUUUUUUUCACAAAUAUUUGAAAAAGUCAAAGCCAGUUAUCUUCAAAGGAGUUUUAAAAGACUGGCCAGCAUUUACAAAAUGGUCAAACAGGUACUUGAGAGAAAAAUAUGGAGAACAUGAAAUCCUGUUCCAGCUAACACCGCAGGGUGAAUAUGAAAGAAUCGAACCUAUAAAUAUUUGGGAGAAUCACCAAAAAUUCAAGUUUCCUCGAUCAUGCUCCGAUCAGAUUCUUUCACCUGAUCUAGUGAUGGUAAGACCCGCUAUUGAAAACAGAAAUCUUUCGGUUUUUAUGGACAUUUUGGAUGGAAUUUCCAAUGGGUCCAUUAGUAAUAUGUCCGCGUAUUUAGAAUACGCUUCCAUUCCUCUGUAUCUGCCAGAAUUGGAAAAAGACAUUCGAGAAGAAAUGCUCUUCAAGGGCCUCUUAAAAAAGGAGAUGCUGAAUAUUUGGCUCAGCGAUGGAAGAACUCUUGGAAAAUUGCAUUUUGAUGCAUAUGAUAAUUUUCUUUGUCAGAUAAGUGGCAGAAAGCAAGUCAUUUUAUUCGAUCCUCAGAACAACCACCAAUUUUAUGAAGGUCACAUUCAAGAAGCUAGUAUGUCGUAUAACUUUACGUCGAAGUCAUUUCAAAGGCGAUAUUUGCAAGACACGACGGUGCAAGCAUUUUCUCCUGUCGACAUCACAAACCCCAAUUAUACAAGAUUUCCAUUGUUUGGAGACACCUACCCCAUGAACUGCACCAUAGAGGAAGGUGAUGUUCUGUACUUGCCCUCCUUUUGGUGGCAUGAAGUUCAGUCCUUUCCUAACAUAACUGCAGGAAGGAAUCUAGCCAUAAACCUCUGGUAUGAACCGUUUUUAAUUCGAGAUUACCCGUGUCCUGAGUGCCAACUAGACGUCAAUCCAAAGUACAGACAUCUUCUGUGACAUAUUGACAAACUUCU